AUGGACGAAGACAUACACUAUCAUCAUGUCGUCACCUCAGCACCUCGGCGACCUUCUCAGCAUCUAACCUAUGAUCCUCAGACGGGCGACCUUCAACCACCGCCGCUGCAGAUGGAGGAUUCAAAUGUUGUCGAAGAAGGGCCCGAGGUGCUGCCAAAGUACUGGUGCUCAGUCUACUGUGAGGGCGUUUUUACUAAGAAGAUGGAGAUCGAAAACACCACCAAGAGGGCUGAGGACCGUCGCUGGCACUCUGUCUACGCCGUUCUCCAGGGCACCGCCCUCAACAUCUACGAGAUUAAGAAGGAUUGGGGAUUGGGAAGAGGUAAAGGAGGCCCCACGAUAUCACCGGAUAAUCCACCAUGGGUCCGGAGGGGUAAGCUGGAGAGGAGCUACAGCCUGCAGUACGCGGAUGUUGGAAUUGCCCUCGACUACCAAAAGAGACGUCACGUUAUCCGAGUGCGGGCUGAAGCGGAUCAGUUUCUGUUGUCCUGCGUCGAGCUGAGUACAUUUCUGAAGUGGCUGGAGUCGCUAUUUGCCGCCAUCGAUGUCGCUGCGCCCCUAGAUGAACGAGAUUUCCCCGAGACCAGAGCAUUCCCCCGCCGCCGAUGCUGCCGAUCGUCCUUUCUCGGCCUCCCGGAAGAUGAGGUGGAUGAGGAGGUUGGCGAAGAGGCGGAUGAGCUAAAUGAUGGUGAUGCGUUUGAUAUUGACCAGGGGAAGCUACUUUUGAAGAGGGCCGAGGACAGUCGGCACGACCAUCGGCUCUCCAUCACGUCGUAUCCCAAUGAGGCCAUCGACGACCUCUCCGGAAAAUGGGCACCGGCUCAUUACUGGGGCCCGCAGCAUGACAUGCGCUACGCCAAGCUAUGCUAUUCGGUGCUGUUAUUCCGCAGCCCUCGAAAGUCCAACUACAUCGUCAGCAAGGGAAAGAAGUGGUUCGUGGACUGGAUGACGGGGCGCAUGGUCCGGGUCUUGCCUCCAGAAUACGGGGAGAUCGACUUGUACGAUGCCUGGCACAUAGUGCACGCCGGAAACCAGCGUCUAUAG
Parascedosporium putredinis is the source of this 1044-nucleotide messenger RNA. The record is from the annotation of a GenBank genome assembly. Lineage: Eukaryota; Fungi; Ascomycota; Sordariomycetes; Microascales; Microascaceae.